Messenger RNA from Aspergillus fijiensis CBS 313.89, 615 nucleotides. Its product is annotated as PIG-H family GPI synthesis protein. NCBI's taxonomy places the organism in Eukaryota, Fungi, Ascomycota, Eurotiomycetes, Eurotiales, Aspergillaceae. Gene Ontology annotation, biological process: GPI anchor biosynthetic process. Bases 1 to 615 code for a protein of 204 amino acids. The transcript has 3 exons. Gene Ontology annotation, cellular component: glycosylphosphatidylinositol-N-acetylglucosaminyltransferase (GPI-GnT) complex. The record is from RefSeq and is a predicted model, not a curated record.
AUGCCAGGCCGCCUCAUCCUACGGCGCCCGUCCCCGACGACCGUCUCGUUCACCGUUUCGAAUGCCUCAAGACAUACCAGCACGCCUGCAAAAGUUCUAUUCUACCUGCAAGUUGUGCUGCGGGUGCUGAGCUUUUUCUGCGUGCUCUUACUUGAUGUCGCCAAACUCCGACACUCUUCCUACAUCCAAGAAGCGCGAUUGAUCCCCUGGGCAGCUGUAUGGUCGACACCGCUGGGCGCCUCGGUUUGUGGCUACGCGGAUAGGUACAGCUACCCAGCUGUGGGACUGGUCAGUGCAAUUGUGAUGUAUGGUGUCUUUAGAAAAGGAUACACAGAAGAGUCGCUCCUCGUUAUACGCGGGCUGGGCAUCCAGACUUCGACAUCCUCCAGCACGUACUUAUCAAAAGCGUCUACGCGAUUCAUACCUACCACACAGAUCCAGGAUAUUGUGAUCCAUGAGGCUUUUAAGGGAUUCGAGGUUCGCUUCUAUCUCGCUGUAAUUGUCGAAGGGGAGACGGAAGUCCUCGUGGUUUUCCCUAACCUCCUUCCGAAUCGACAAAUUCUAGAAGAGGUCUGGAGAGGCUCCCGACGAUGUCUGUAUGAUUCCAAGUCAUAG